AUGGCCGUCGCACGCGCAAUUGCAUUACAUAUUGCGGCGGUCUGUAAGACGGAUCGGACUGAUGCCAAGAAAAUCAAGCAGAAGAUUGGCAUUUGGGAGCAAAAGUACAAGGCGGCGAGCGACUGGCUGGACAACACCGGCGCGGGUAUUGAGCCGGAUCUCAACCGUGCAGCAAGGCUACAGUCGAACAAAAAUCAAAGGAUUAACGGGCGAACCACAGACUACAUCAUUAAGCUGUUCCCCUACUUUUACGACCUGGAUCCGGUGUUCAGCCUUCGGCCAUCUAUGCUGCCGCCUAGUAUGCACGAAACCGCAGUGGCUUCGACAAGUGCCCAAGAUCUUAUGUUUCCUGGACGUGCAGGGGAGGUCAAUGACAUCGACAACAGUGUUGACGCAGAACCACAACAACCGGCGCCAAUAGCAUCGUCUAGCGCAGUGACCUCAAACAAGCAGCCAGUAAGCCCGGAUGAAGAUCACCGUAGUUAUGCAGACAGACGGAUGGAUGGUGAUGCCAGCUCGGAAUCAGACACGGAAAUUACUGCCCGCGAUAUUAAAGAAAUUAAUGGGGCGGAGAGAAAAACCAUGAGAAAGCCGCCAUCGGCCAAGACCACGAUGUCGUUUUCGGAAACGCUUAUGCGAUUGGAACAAGGCAGAGGAUCUCGGUUGGAGAAGACAGAGGAGGCCGCCAACCUGCGCGCCGCGGAGAAAGCGAAAUUAGAGCGGGACAAACUGGAACUGCAGAAAAAACAGUUGGAAGGAGAAAUAGAAGAACGAAAAAUCCGCCUGGUCGAAGCCGAAAACAGACGUAUGGAGCUGCGGCUUAGAAUGAGAGAAGCCGGUUUAGAGUAGUACGAUUCAUUUUUGUUGUCCUAAUUAAUUACGUUAGCAGCGCAAAAUCAUUUUCCGUUUUUAAUUCCAGUUUUAAUACUUCGCAGUGUAAUACACAUUCAAUUAUUCUGCCAUACUAGUUAAUACAGCGUUUUUCAUUCGUUCUCUUUUUUGUGUUCCUUCUUCUGUUUCUGGAAUUGCUUCAUGGGCCUCGUUCCCGUUUUCUUCUGACGCUUGU
This is a messenger RNA of Paramacrobiotus metropolitanus, 1066 nucleotides long. RefSeq lists its product as uncharacterized. The record is from RefSeq and is a predicted model, not a curated record. The transcript is spliced from 3 exons. NCBI's taxonomy places the organism in Eukaryota, Metazoa, Tardigrada, Eutardigrada, Parachela, Macrobiotidae. The coding region runs from base 1 to 849 and encodes 282 amino acids.